Brassica napus (rape) is the source of this 2337-nucleotide messenger RNA. RefSeq lists its product as uncharacterized. The record is from RefSeq and is a predicted model, not a curated record. The transcript has 4 exons. Bases 1 to 2337 code for a protein of 778 amino acids. Lineage: Eukaryota; Viridiplantae; Streptophyta; Magnoliopsida; Brassicales; Brassicaceae. Gene Ontology annotation, molecular function: zinc ion binding.
AUGAGUGAGUGGGAGAUUGUCACAUUCAAUGUGAAAUAUGGUGGGUACUGGGUUAAGAAUCUGGCAGGAGAUGUUGGUUAUAUUGGUGGCGAGGUUAAAACUCUCGAAGGAAAACCAGAGGAUCUUUAUGUUAUGCUUGGAACUGAGUUUAGGCAUGGAUUGUAUGGACAAAGUUUAUGGUAUAAGCUACCAUUUGAAGAUCAUAAAGAUCGAAAGAUACUGGGUAAUGAGGAUCCUAGUUUUAGAAGGAUGUGUGCUGCAGGCAGAUGGACAGGCGUUGUGAAUGUGUUUCUAGUGAACACAAUAGAGCAUCCGCGUGAUGAGGAGCAAGAAGUUGCAUUUGAUGAAGAUAUUCGGGUUGAAAGGAAUGUGGCUGGUUUUGUUGAUGAAGAAGAAGAUUUUGACUACCAUAACACGCCACCGAACUCUGAUGGUGAAGAAGAAGAAGAGGAGAGCUUUGUGAGAUUCAGAAGAGGUAGCGGUCAUCUGGAGCUAAGACAACUUUUUGACACUGUAGAGGAGUUCAAAGAUGCAUUGGUAGAGUAUGCGCUCAAGGAAGGACGGAAUAUCAAACUUAACAAAUGGGAGAAACUCAAGUCUUCAGCUGUGUGUGCGACUGAAGGGGGCUGUCCAUGGAGGAUAUAUUGUUCUUAUGAAGAGCGACUUGGAAAGUGGAUGGUGAAGACAUAUUUUGAAGAACAUAGCUGUCAGAAGGAUGGACAUAGCAGGAUUCUAAAAGCUCCCGUGAUCACGAAGCUGUUCUUGGAUGAUAUUAGGACUGAUCCAGACAUGAAACCAAUGGCUAUACAACGACAAAUUGAGCAGAGGUUCAAUUUAAUUACAACAAUCGACAAGUGUAAAAAGGCCAAGGCAAAAGCCAUUGAUAUAAUAAACCGUGACUAUGAAGAACAGUUCUCAAGGCUGAAAGAUUAUCGGUUAGCAAUCCUUGAAAGUAACCCUGGAUCAACUGUGGAGCUAGACACUGUGAUAAAUGAUGAAGGAUCAGAAGUCUUCCAAAGGUUCUACGUGUGUUUUGCUACCAUCCGAACCUUAUGGUCAAUGUGGUGUCGUCCUAUCUUCGGACUUGAUGGGUGUUUUAUGAAAUCCACACUGAAAGGACAGUUGUUGGCUGCGGUGGGAAGAGACGCCAAUAAUGGUAUGUAUCCUAUUGCUUGGGCUGUUGUUGAUGUGGAGAAUGAGGACAACUGGAUAUGGUUUAUAUCAAAGCUGCAACAAGAUUUUAAUCUACAAGCGGGCCAAGGUUAUACUGUCAUAUCUGAUAGACAAAAGGGGUUGUUGAAUGCGGUUGAAAGGAUAUUACCUCAUGUAGAACAUAGGAUGUGCGCGCGCCAUAUAUAUGGAAACUUGAAGAAGGCCUUUCCAAGUCAACAUGAGAUGAAGAAUCUGUUUUGGGCAGUAGCUGAGAGCUGCACUACUCGCCAGUAUGAAGCUAGUCUUGAAGCUGUUCAACGCUAUGAUAUGCGUCUAUUCGCGGCCAUCAUGGAAAAAAAUCCGAAGAACUGUAGCCUUGCCUUCUGCUCUCCAAAAUCAUCAUGUGUGGAUGUGCACAACAAUAUAUCUGAGUCAUUCAACAACGCUAUUGAUCCAGCAAGAUAUAUGCCUAUGGUGGAGAUGUUGGAGACUAUAAGAAGAUCAUCAAUGAUACGCAUUGACCUGAGAAAUAAGAUAGCAGCAAAUACUACAAGUCGUUAUCCUUCUCGAGUAAUGGAGGUAAUCAAGUAUGAGCAGGAGAAACUAAAGUUCUGUAAGAUUAUUCCAGGUGGUGAUGGGCGAUGGGAGGUCCGUGAGUCUAGUGUGUCACAUAGUGUCAAUCUGAGGUUAAGGACUUGCGCAUGUCGCAGAUGGGAUUUGAGUGGAAUACCUUGCCGCCAUGCCUUACGCAUCAUCGCAGAGAAGAAGCUCAACUACGAAGACUACAUCUCAGCUUGGUUCCUCAACUCUAGGCAACAACAGAUUUAUAGUGACUCAAUAAGACCGGUUAAUGGCAUGUGUUUCUGGAACAAAAAUGGUCAUUUGGUUAUUCCACCCCCAAGCUUGGUGGAUCAAACUGAGAGCAGAAAGGGGAGAAAGCCAAAACCAAAGAGGAAGAAGGGAAAGAAUGAAUCACCAACUAAGAAAAGGAAGGUUAGUAGAGAGAAAAGGACUAUGCAUUGUGGUAGAUGUGGGGUUGCUGGCCACAAUGUCACAAAGUGUUCAAACAUAGGUGUGCCAAUGCAUAGGCCACCAAGGAAGAGAGCAACAAGGACAAGCGAAGAUGCGCAAGAUACAAGAAAUUUGGAUUUUGGAGAGGGGCCAAGUCAAGCAACACAAGACUAG